UUCUGGCCCUGCGAGUGGAAGAGGAUCUCGGGGAAGGCUCUUGCAUGAGAGCUUAUAGAUCUAAGCUCCCCUAGGCCCAUCCCGUCCUGGCUUGAUCCACGUACCACUGAGUUCCGGAGGGGGUGGGGGGGGUGCUUUGUCUGCUCUGAAGCUUCUUCCCCUCGUCUACUGACACAGGGUGAAGGCUGGGUGUGUGUGACCAGAGUUGAAGGGAGGGUGCCUGGGCAAGCUAUGGAAAAGGUUUGCUGGGAAAGAGGGACAGCUCUGGGGGCAGCUCAUGUGACCUCCCACCCAGGACCCCAGCACCAUGACGGUUUCAUAUACCCUCAAAGUGGCAGAGGCUCGCUUCGGAGGCUUCUCCAGCUUGCUUCUCCGCUGGAGGGGAAGCAUCUACAAGCUCCUCUACAAAGAAUUCCUCCUCUUCAUUGCCCUGUAUGCUCUGCUCAGCAUCAUCUACCGGCUCCUGCUGACCCAGGAGCAGAGGCAUGUGUAUGCUCAGGUGGCCCGAUACUGUAAUCGUUCUGCAGAUCUCAUCCCCUUAUCCUUUGUACUGGGUUUCUACGUGACCCUGGUGGUGAACCGCUGGUGGGCCCAGUAUACAAGCAUCCCGCUGCCAGACCAGCUGAUGUGCGUCAUCUCGGCCAGCGUGCAUGGCGUAGACCAGCGUGGUCGCCUGCUGCGCCGCACCCUCAUCCGCUAUGCCAACCUGGCAUCCGUGCUGGUGCUGCGCUCGGUCAGCACCCGCGUGCUCAAGCGCUUCCCCACCAUGGAGCACGUGGUGGACGCAGGUGCGGACAGGCGCCCCCGCGCUCAGCCUGGCCAACGCAGGUGCCACGCUGGGGAGCCCGGGGGCGGCCCCCCGGGGGCCAGGACCAGAACAUGGGCCUCCUGGGAGGGGAGGUCAAACCCCCGAGGGGCACGUCCUAGCGGCAAGGGAGGUGUCUGCGCCCCCACUCACUGUAUCUCCUCAGGUUUCAUGUCCCAGGAAGAGAGGAAAAAGUUUGAGAGCCUGAAAUCCGAUUUCAACAAGUACUGGAUCCCCUGUGUCUGGUUUACCAACCUGGCCGCCCAGGCCCGGAGGGAUGGGCGGAUCCGUGAUGACAUUGCUCUCUGUCUGCUCCUGGAAGAGCUGAACAAGUACCGGGCCAAAUGCAGCAUGCUAUUCCACUAUGACUGGAUCAGCAUCCCUCUCGUCUACACCCAAGUGGUGACCAUAGCGGUAUAUUCCUUCUUUGCCCUCUCCCUGGUUGGCCGCCAGUUCGUGGAGCCUGAGGCAGGGCGGGCUAAACCUCAGGAGCCUUUAGAGCCAGGCCAGGAGGCAGCGUCCACCAUGGGGGACCUGGACAUGUAUGUGCCUCUCACUACUCUGCUGCAGUUCUUCUUCUAUGCUGGCUGGCUCAAGGUGGCCGAACAGAUUAUCAACCCCUUUGGUGAGGAUGAUGAUGACUUUGAGACCAACCAGCUCAUAGACCGCAACUUGCAGGUGUCUCUGUUAUCCGUGGACGACAUGUACCAGAACCUGCCUCCCGCCGAGAAAGACCUGUACUGGGACGAGGACUCCGCGCAGCCGCCCUACACGGUGGCCACGGCGGCCGAGGCUCUGCGGCCUUCCUUCCUGGGCUCCACCUUCAACCUUCGCAUGAGCGACGACCCCGAGCAGAGCGUGCAGGUGGAGGCGUCCCCAGGGUCCGCUCGACCGCUGCCUGCCACGCAGACCCCGCUGCUCGGCCGCUUCCUGGCUGCAGGAGCACCCUCCCCGGCCAUCAGCCUCAGGACCUUCGGCCGCGUGCGAGGAACCCCCUGGAACCCGCAUGUGCUGCGCUUACGAGCGGAGGAGAGUGGUGACCCCGAGGCCGCGGACCGCAUUGAGGAGGCGUCAGUGCGGUCAGAGGACGAGGCCGGGGAGCCCUGAUUGGAGGCUGCCAGGCACAGGCCGUCCUGCCUGCCUGCCCCAGGCCUACCUCGGCUCACUUUCCCAACCCCCUGCUGACCUCCAGCGCUAUUAGAGCGCUUGCUGUGUCGCUUGCUGUUUCCUGAGCAGGAGAAUUCAGGGACGGACCUUGAAGGGGCAAGAUGGCGGGGCCGGCGUUGGGGCUGGGAAUAUGCCCAUUUUGGCAGAAGGUAGGAUGGCUUGCUUGGGGAAGGUGAGGCUGGGGUAAAUGGGCAGGGCCUAGGGAACAAGAACCCAGAUGCAUUGUUAAUUUCCUGG
This is a messenger RNA of Callorhinus ursinus (northern fur seal), 2209 nucleotides long. RefSeq names its product bestrophin 4 (gene BEST4). The record is from RefSeq and is a predicted model, not a curated record. Lineage: Eukaryota; Metazoa; Chordata; Mammalia; Carnivora; Otariidae. Gene Ontology annotation, molecular function: chloride channel activity.